AUGGCGUCUUAUCUGCCAGAUACAACUGAAGACAAUCUGGCUAAGGCAAAGGGGAAAACUCUGAGAGUGCCAUCUAGCGGGAGGUGGUCCUGCCCCUUCCGCAGCUACUCCUCAGCUGGCUUCCGCCAGGGGCCUGAGUCCCGGAAGCAGGAAGUGCUACACCUGAGGACAGGCAUGGGCCCAGCGGGCCUCAUGGUUCUGCUGCUGCUUUUGCUGGGGGCUUACCAGGGCUCUCUAACCAAACAGAAAAAGCUGCAGUCAGUAUGUGGACGGCCUGUCUACUCUGGACGCAUUGUGGGCGGUCAAAGUGCUGCUCUGGGGCACUGGCCCUGGCAGGUCAGCCUGCGGUUUGACAGCACCCACAUCUGUGGAGGUUCUCUCAUCAGUAACCACUGGGUAAUGACGGCAGCACACUGCAUAAAAAAGACCUGGUUCAGCUUUCUCUACAGUGUGUGGCUUGGAUCCAUCGACAGGGAUUACUCAAGCACAGGCGAGGAAUAUUACGUGUCCAGAAUCGUCAUCCCUAGCAAACAGCACAAUACAGACGGCGAUAUCGCCCUGCUGAAGCUGUCUUCCCGGGUCACCUUCACGUCGCUCGUUCUGCCCAUCUGUUUGCCCAAUAUCUCAAAGCCGCUGACAGUUCCAGCUUCUUGCUGGGUGACUGGAUGGGGGCAAAAUCAGGAAGGUUAUUACCCCUCUAUCCUCCAAGAACUUGAAGUGCCCAUCAUUACCGGUGAGGCAUGUGAACAACUCUACAACCCAAUUGGCUUCUUCCUCCCGGAUCUGGAGCGGAUCAUCAAGGAAGAUAUGCUCUGUGCUGGUGAGAUACAGGAGAGCAAAGAUAGCUGCAAGGGCGAUUCUGGAGGGCCUCUGUCAUGCCACAUUGAUGGUGUCUGGACACAGAUAGGUGUGAUAAGCUGGGGUUUGGAAUGUGGUAAGAAUCUUCCUGGAGUCUACACCAACGUGACCUACUACCAAAAGUGGAUCAGUUCCAUUAUCUCAAGAGCUGCGGACUGGGGUGGUGACUGCACUCAUAUGGCUCUUGGUCCUUCUUGUUCCCUCCUGUAUUACUUUCUCUGGCUCUCCUGGGACCCUCCUGAGCCUUUGGCCCUAGCAUAA
Molecule: messenger RNA, 1119 nt
Organism: Rattus rattus (black rat)
Lineage: Eukaryota; Metazoa; Chordata; Mammalia; Rodentia; Muridae
Gene: Prss48
Product: serine protease 48
Biological process (GO): proteolysis
Molecular function (GO): serine-type endopeptidase activity
Source: RefSeq, a predicted model, not a curated record